Messenger RNA from Pristis pectinata (smalltooth sawfish), 1398 nucleotides. RefSeq lists its product as uncharacterized. NCBI's taxonomy places the organism in Eukaryota, Metazoa, Chordata, Chondrichthyes, Rhinopristiformes, Pristidae. Gene Ontology annotation, biological process: nucleosome assembly. Gene Ontology annotation, cellular component: nucleosome. The transcript is spliced from 4 exons. The record is from RefSeq and is a predicted model, not a curated record. Gene Ontology annotation, molecular function: protein heterodimerization activity; structural constituent of chromatin; DNA binding.
GCUGUGUAUAAAAGGAGACAGCAGCAGUCGGUGUGUCAUUGAGUAGCGACUUGAGUGAAGCAGCAUCAUGUCUGGCAGAGGGAAAGGAGGCAAAGGACUGGGCAAAGGCGGGGCCAAGCGGCACCGUAAAGUGCUCCGUGAUAACAUCCAGGGCAUCACCAAACCAGCCAUCCGGCGCCUGGCUCGGCGUGGCGGCGUCAAGCGCAUCUCGGGGCUGAUCUACGAGGAGACCCGCGGGGUGCUGAAGGUUUUCCUGGAGAAUGUGAUCAGGGACGCGGUCACCUACACCGAGCACGCCAAGCGCAAGACGGUGACUGCCAUGGAUGUGGUGUACGCUCUGAAACGCCAGGGCCGCACUCUCUAUGGCUUCGGCGGCUGAAGAACUCUGCCCUUUCUCCCGAGCACAACACAAAGGAGACUGGACCGGACCAAGCAGACAGCGCACAAGUCGAACGGAGGGAAAGCUCCUCGCAAACAGUUGGCUACCAAAGCGGCGCGGAAGAGCGCUCCAGCCACGGGCGGAGUGAAGAAGCCCCAUCGUUACAGGCCCGGUACCUUAUCUCUGAGCGAGAUCCGGCGCUACCAGAAAUCCACCGAGUUGCUCAUCCGCAAGCUGCCUUUCCAGCGCCUGGUGCGGGAGAUCGCUCAGGACUUCAAGACAGACCUGCGCUUCCAGAGCUUGGCCGUCAUGGCCCUGCAGGAGGCCAGCGAGGCUUACCUGGUGGGGCUCUUUGAGGACACCAAUCCUGCGAUUAUCAGCAUCAUGUCUGGCAGAGGCAAAGGCGGUAAAGGACUGGGCAAAGGCGGAGCCAAGCGGCACCGUAAAGUGCUCCGUGAUAACAUCCAGGGCAUCACCAAACCAGCCAUCCGGCGCCUGGCUCGGCGCGGCGGCGUCAAGCGCAUCUCGGGUCUGAUCUACGAGGAGACCCGCGGGGUGCUGAAGGUUUUCCUGGAGAAUGUGAUCAGGGACGCGGUCACCUACACCGAGCACGCCAAGCGCAAGACGGUGACUGCCAUGGAUGUGGUUUACGCUCUGAAACGCCAGGGCCGCACUCUCUAUGGCUUCGGCGGCUGAAGAGCUCGCCCCUUUCUCCCGAGCACAACACAAAGGCUCUUUUCAGAGCCACCCACCGCCUCACAGAGGGAGCAGUGACCCGGAGAUCUGAUGAAAUGUCAUUGGCCUGAAAUAUUAACUUGUUUCUCCCCCACAAUGUUCGAUUAUAUUUCAGGGGAGACCUGGAUGCAAGAGAUAUUCAGGUAAUUAUAGACAAUUCUGCGGGGCUAAGUGGGGGUUUUGUAGAUAAAUGUUCAGAUGAAAAUAUUCGCACCACUUGGUCACCGGUUGCACUGUUGGUGAUUGAAUUUGUUCAGGAAGGAGUGACCGGGUGGAUGACCCCA